AUGCGUGGAUUUACCAUCGUUUUAGCCGUGCUAGUCGCACUGGUUCUCGCCUAUCAAACGGAUGCUGCCGCAAUUGAUGAAUCACCGCAACUAACUGCCGCUGUAGAGGAGCCAAAGGCUCCCACCAAUCUCUUGGAUGUCGAUGCAGGCGCAGAGCAUAGCAACGAUUCGCCCCGGGGCUCACGUCAUUAUGGCUACGGUUGGGCAUAUGGUUGGGGUCACCCAUGGAGUUACUAUAGCAACAGCUGGGGACGUCCAUGGGGCGGUUACGGCUGGGGUGCUUGGGGUGGUUAUGGUGGUUGGGGCCGUCCCUGGAACUACUGGGGCUAA
Messenger RNA from Ceratitis capitata (Mediterranean fruit fly), 330 nucleotides. RefSeq lists its product as hypothetical. The transcript has a single exon. The coding region runs from base 1 to 330 and encodes 109 amino acids. The record is from RefSeq and is a predicted model, not a curated record. Lineage: Eukaryota; Metazoa; Arthropoda; Insecta; Diptera; Tephritidae.